This is a messenger RNA of Trichechus manatus latirostris (Florida manatee), 1832 nucleotides long. It is a transcript of the gene PTCD2, whose product is annotated as pentatricopeptide repeat domain 2. Gene Ontology annotation, cellular component: mitochondrion. Gene Ontology annotation, biological process: mitochondrion organization; multicellular organism development; regulation of mRNA processing. The transcript is spliced from 10 exons. The record is from RefSeq and is a predicted model, not a curated record. Gene Ontology annotation, molecular function: protein binding; RNA binding. Lineage: Eukaryota; Metazoa; Chordata; Mammalia; Sirenia; Trichechidae. The coding region runs from base 17 to 1168 and encodes 383 amino acids.
UGCGGCCUAAGACAGCAUGGCUGCUGUAUCUCAGGCUUUCAAGGGAUUCCUGCUACAGGCGCUGCGAAGUUCGCUGUAUACCGGUGUGAGUGGCUCCGGCUCCAGCUGCUGCCGGUGCCCUCUCGGAGCUAAGCGAUACCUACUCACAGAUAAUGUUAUGAAAUUAAAAGAAUUUCAGCAUAGGAAGGUGGCUAUUGCACGUAAUCUCCUUGGCACCAAAGAAACCUAUUUUAAAAACUUGGAAGAGAAAUUGACCCAGCACAAACUCAUCUUAAACGAGGAGUUGAAAACUUUGCUUCAUUUGUGUGACUCUCAGGAUGAUGUGCAGCUGGCCAAAAAUGUCAUUUACAGGUACCAUGCAGAGAACAGAAAUGUCAGUUUUGGGAAAUAUAAGUUUGGACCACUCUUCAUGAGGCUCUGUUAUGAGUUGGAUCUUGAGGAAUCUGCCCUGGAGCUCAUCAAAGAGCAGCAUUUACGAGGUUUCUUUUCAGACUCCACAUCAUUCAAUAUUUUGAUGGAUAUGUUAUUUAUCAAAGGCAAAUAUAAAAGUGCAUUGGAAGCAUUGAUAGAAAUGAAAAACCAAGAUGUGACAUUCAGCAAAGAUACCUAUGUCCUUGCUUUUGCAAUUUGCUACAAACUGAAUAGCCCUGAGUCUUUUAAAAUCUGUACUACACUAGGAGAAGAGGCCCUAAUCAAGGGAGAUGUUCUCUCCAGGAGAGCUUCAUGUUUCGCUGUGGCAUUAGCUCUGAAACAGAACCAAGUGGCAAAAGCUAUGUCCUUUUUUUCUCAAAUCAUGAGGCCAGAAAGCAUAACCUGCAUGAAUUUAAAUAUUAUUAUCCAUAUCCACUCAAAUAUGUUGGAAACCCUGAUAGAGAUACUAAAGGAUGCUGCAGAGGGAUAUUUAUCAAGCUUUGUGAAAAAGCAAGAGUUCUCAGAAGAAGUGCUAGCUGCAGUGAGGGAAAAAGUGAAGGAUAUCCCCGGCCUUCGGGCCAGGUUUGAGGAGAUCUAUGAAAAACUGCACGUAUCUGGCCGGGUCACCACUCUAACUUUGGAUGCUAUGCUGUGCCACACUCCAAGGGACAGAACAUCCCACUUGGUGCUGUUAAACAAGAGGACAGCCAGCCGUCGAACUUCCCAGCCACUCAGCCAGUCCCUGUUGGCUGAGUAACCCUAAGUUCAAACUGCCGAGGGGUCUGAGGUGGAGAGAGCCCUACUUCUAGUGAAUCAUUGACUUCUUAAGAAAUCAGGGAUCACACUUUCAGUGGACACUAUCCUGACACUUGGUCUCCUCCCUAAAUCUCCAAGUUUAUUAAGUGCUGGCAUGCCGACCCCAGAAGUUAAUAAGUGCGCCACUGUGAUCUUUGAGAUAAAAGCAAGCAAAAACUCAACUUCCUCAGAAACGAGACUUUGCCUUUGUAGAGUGCUGAGUAUCCUUGAAGGAAUGUGGACUGGUCUCCGAGCCCAGCCUCCAGUACCAGAGUGGAACCCUACAAGCACUAUCAGGAAUGAAUUUCACAUCUGGCUAUGAGUAUGGCCAACUCUGACUGAUUUUCAGGGGAGCAGGUCCUUGCAAAUUAUGACUUUGCUGAAUUCAGGAGGUCUGAAACUCUAUGCUACCAUGGUGGGAAAGGGCCCAGGAUUUUCUCACUGCUUCUACUGUCUUCUUCUAUUUAUAUCAGUGACUAUGCAAGGUACUUGAUUCCUCAUUUUUCCGUCUGCAAAACAAUACUGCCUGUGUGUAUCUGCUUAUCGAUUUAAACUUUUCAUUCAAGGUUCAGUCAGGUAAAUUUUUCUCAAAAAUAAAAGAAAUAAAAAGGUUCCUAAAAAACUUC